AUGUCCUCGCAGCUCGCGUCGCCUUCGCCGGCGUGGAUUGUGCGGCAUCAUGCUCCUUCACCCAUACACGCAUUAGCAUUUGCAAACAGAGGACAAGACUUAAUUGCCGGAGAUGCGCGUGGACGCGUCUCGAUCACCAGCAUGUCCACAUACCGACCCUAUAUCUUCUUUCAACCACAUCAGGAAGCAAUUUUACGUGCAGAUGUUUGGUCUGGAUUUCUUGUGACACACGGCCGUGAUCAUAAAAUAUGCAUAUGGAGUAUGCCUACGGAGCGAAGUUCUACCCUUCUGGGCAGUGGCGCGAUAACUGAUCUCCCCGAGCCCACGCUGAUCAUGGACUUGCCCGUUAAUUCACUGAAUUACUGCGGCUACGCCAUGGUAACACUUGCUUCGGAAGAAAAUUCUCUCAAAGCCUAUAUGGUUGUACCUCAUACCCUUGAAUCAGCUUGGCUCGAUGUGUAUGAGCUACCAGCGAAACGACGUGUAGUUGAGGCACUCGGCCGUUCUCACGUCAUCGCAUCUGGCGCGCAGCGACCGCCUAUUAUCAUGGCCAUCCAGGCACGCAUACACUCUCACCACCUAGAUAUUGUCACUGGAAUGGAAGAUGGACAUGUGAUUGCAUGGUCCCUUUCAUUAGAUACAUGGGAGGCACACCAGCUGUGGUCAUACAAACCCCACAUUGAGACAGUACUAGCCCUGGGACUAGCACCUUGCCACGAUUAUGUUUUAAGUGUAGGUGCUGAUCGCUCUAUUGUUCAAAUUGGAUUGAACAGUAAUGUAAGACCUAUCGUAUAUACCACACAGCGCCCUGGUCAAGCAUGUGUGGCAAUUCGCGACGAUGAGAAAGUC
Malassezia sympodialis ATCC 42132 is the source of this 849-nucleotide messenger RNA. NCBI's taxonomy places the organism in Eukaryota, Fungi, Basidiomycota, Malasseziomycetes, Malasseziales, Malasseziaceae. The record is from the annotation of a RefSeq genome assembly.